Molecule: messenger RNA, 474 nt
Organism: Penaeus vannamei (Pacific white shrimp)
Lineage: Eukaryota; Metazoa; Arthropoda; Malacostraca; Decapoda; Penaeidae
Source: RefSeq, a predicted model, not a curated record
CCUUGUGAAGGACUACAAACUUCGGCCAAACUACAUGCGUCUCCUUGAACAUCCUUUUAUUGUGGCGCAUGCAAACAGUCCAAAUGAUGCUUUUGCAGACUUUAUCAACUCAAAUUUACCUCCAUUACCACAGUGACGUCGAGCUCUUUUAGCAUAGUUGCCCAGUCUUUUUUAUUUUCCUUUUUUUUUUUAUUACACGUUACUAAUGUAUUAUUAGAUAUAUUAAUGAGAAUUUUUUAUUAAAUAAAGAUUUUAAUGAAUAGACAUGUUUGAAAGAGAAUCCUCUUAUGUUUUGUGUACUGUUUCAGUGUACAAAUAUCCUCCCAGGUUACUAGAGUUUAUUGUAACAUGUUUUAGGUAUUAGACCCUUGUGGUACAGAAUCCUUGAUGAUGCCACCAUUUUGGGUGAGUUGUUGAAGUUGUGCUGUCCCUGUGUAAAUAGUUUUUAGAGUAAUAAUAAAGCAGCUUUCUAAA